Panicum virgatum (switchgrass) is the source of this 879-nucleotide messenger RNA. Its product is annotated as putative F-box protein At1g65770. NCBI's taxonomy places the organism in Eukaryota, Viridiplantae, Streptophyta, Magnoliopsida, Poales, Poaceae. The transcript has a single exon. The coding region runs from base 58 to 600 and encodes 180 amino acids. The record is from RefSeq and is a predicted model, not a curated record.
CACGUAACCUAUACAUGUUUUCCCCUCUCCGUAAAACAAAGAACCCAGACAUCCCUUAUGGCUGCCGGCGGCUGGUCGUCCCUCCCCGCCGAUCUCCACAAGGAGAUCUCCGGCCGCCUGUCCUCCGACGCCGGUCUCCUCCACAUCCACCAGGUCUGCUCUCACUGGCGGGCUUCCACCUCCCUCCCAGCCGCCUUCCGCGAGUUCCGCCCAUGGGUCCUUGUCGGCCGCGCGGGGCGGAGCGGAUUGAUUCCGAUCGGCGACUACUCCCUCCGCCUCCCUCGUCGCGGCGCGCAGAGGAUGGGAGUCGGUGCUCCUCCGGCCGGCUUCCCGUACUGCUGCGGCGUGUCCCGGGGUUGGCUCGCCCUGGUUGACGACGCCCGAUCCCCGACGCGGCUCGUGCUGUGGGAGCCCCUCUCCAACACGGAGAUCGCUCUCCCGUGUCCGAGCCCUCUCACCCAAGUCUUCCUCUCCGAUGAUCCGCUCAUAUCGUCGAACUGGAUUGCCAUUGCAACCCAGCUGAAGGGUCUGAAUGGGCAGACGACGCUCCUCAGGCUCAGGCGCCCUGGAUAUGCCGACUGGACCAUGAUGUAUGAGUAAGGCUGACUUACAUAAUGACUUUGAAGCUUGCCUUAGCGAAUAAGCUGUUCUUUAGGUGCAUGUUAGGCCUUGUCCAGGCUGAGGGAAAUUCAUGUGGUAACUCUAUAUGAUGCAGAAAAUUCUUCAUGAAUUUCUUUCAGUUAUGAUUAUGAUGGUUUGCAUUUUGCAUUGGGGAAAACUGUCUGAUCUCUUGUGCCCUCUUCAUAAUGCUAUCAUGAACCUUUGUGUACCAUUUGAAUGCUCGUUAUGUUAUAUCAAUGGAAUCCUCUUUUGAUGGUA